Molecule: messenger RNA, 348 nt
Organism: Macrosiphum euphorbiae (potato aphid)
Lineage: Eukaryota; Metazoa; Arthropoda; Insecta; Hemiptera; Aphididae
Source: the annotation of a GenBank genome assembly
AUGAAAGCAAUAUAUUCUGUGUUUUUUUACAUAUCGUUAGCAAUUGCAUUAUGUUCACCCAAUGUUUCCACGUUCUGUGGAAACAAUGAACAGAUCGACGAUUUGCAAACCGCUUUAAUAAUUUAUGAAUCCACUUACGAUGUAAUGUCAACAUUGUCCGCUAUACCGUUAACAAGUGUGGCGUUAACGAUCGUACAAGUAACGUCGGCCGGUCAGUUUGCUAUGCGUUUGAAGGAAGCGUUUGAAGAAAUGGAGAGUUCGUUGAAUAAAGAUCAUAAAGACUACAGAAAAUGUUCAGAAAUAUUGGGAAAAAACAGUAGCAGCAACCACAGCCAUCAAGUCAGCUAG